AGCAACAGAUGGGUGAUAGCUCGCCAAAGACCCUGCCGACCGCAGCCGAGCUCAAGGCCGCCGCAGACCAGUCCAGCCUGGCCGCCGAGCCCAGCAGUGUCGCCCAAAUUGAUGCCGAAGCCGAAGAUGUCCACGUAUCGGUCUCGCUCUCUCCUGCCCUGCCUCCCCCGGUCCUGCAGCCCUCAAGUGCACAACCCUCCCCCGAGCCCACCGCACAGUCCGCCGAGCCUCCCAAGCAACUCCAGCCCAAGUCUCAAGGCUGGUCCGGCUUUGGUGGUCUGGCGAGCUCGUGGGGCAGCAUCAUGGAGACGGUCAAGAAGCAGUCCGAGUCGGUUGUGAGCGUAUAUAAACGCGACCUUGCUGAGUUUGCGAAUGUGGUGCAGGCAGAGUCGUCGGUUCUGGCCCAAACCGCCUCCAAGCUCGCCCAAAACACACUCUCGGCGGCCGCCAAGACGGUCAACGCCCUCGACACGCAACUCGAGGCACUCGAGAACCAACUGGGUGCCCUGCCCAGCAAGCUGAUGAGCCAGGACCGCGCCGCAGCACCCGAGGGCGCGGCAUCGGCAGACGACCAACAGCAGCAGCAAGCCCAGCAGGAGGAGCAGCCAGAGUUUGACGACUAUGACGUCUCGACGGGAUUGCUGAUCCCGCGGUUCAAAAACAAGCCCGAGUUUGAGACCUACAUCGAUCGCAAACUCGAUGAGAUGCAUCUCGAGGAGCGCAUCGAGCAAAUCGAGGCUUUGGCUGGGGAAGGGCUGCACAAGGCCGAGGAUCUGGUGGGCAAGCUUGGGAGCAGCAUCACGACCUUGCUCAAGAACCCGCCCCGGCUCAAAAAAAAGGCAUCGAGCUCCCAAAACAAGCACAAGAAUGUGGUUGCCUACAACCGCAAGGCUGCCCAGCUGUCGUCGCUGCGGCGGGAUCCGCAAACGUACAUCACAAAUCCGCACGAGCCGAUCUCGACGGGAUCGCCGUUCGAGCGCGAUGUUGCCGAAAGGUUCGGCAAGUUCCAGCAGUCGUUCGAUCUUGCGGCUCAGGCUGAGGCAAUAUCGAUAAGCCUGAGCCAGGACCCGGGUCAGAAACAGUUGAUGGAUGAAAUUGUCCCGACCAAGGUUUCGUAUGAUGACUUUUGGCUGAGAUACUUCUGGAAGAUAGCCGAGCUAGAGCGGGAGGAAGAGACACGGCGCCGACUGAUGAGUGAUGUCGAGGCUGGCGAAGAAGACUUCAAGUGGGAUUCGGAUGAAGAUGAGGAAGAGGAAGAAGAGGAAGUGGUCCUCACCGCAGUCCCGACCGAACACGCCGAGGCACAAGUUCCGAUCACCAAGGUGCAAGUGCAGCAAGUCGAGUUGGUCUCGGCAGAUCACCCCGCAGCGAUAGUGCCACCUUCGGCCGAGAGUGCCCGAGCAUCGGCAUCAUCGCCCGAACAAAACUCGGACAAGGAAAGCUUCGAGAUCGUGACAGAGUCGCUCAAGUUUGUCAAAGAGAUGGAGGGAACGGUUGGGGCACCACAGGCUGCCGAUGCCGAGGAGGACUGGGGCGACUGGGAGUAAGAAGCUUGGACACUCAUGCUUCGGCUGCGGCCCAGAUUGGAUUGAUCGGCGCCACGAUAACUAUCGCAGACGGCAUCGUUUGCACCCAUUGCAAAGCUAUUCCCCUCACCUUGGCGGUAUCAUCAGUCCGUAUGGCCAACGCAGUUUCGGCGACUACCGAGCACUCAGCGCGGACACUCUGUGUGCAGCCGUCAAGGCAGCUUGACUGUCGACGGAGCUGCGGUUGAGCGUCAACGGCAUUUGUGUCGAUAAUACUGAUCUUGCUAUACAACCCCAUCGAUGCGAGAUCCGAGUCGAGAGCAUAGGAAGCCUGCACUGCUGUGGUGCCGACGGAUGCUGGGCAGCAUCGCGAGAUAUCAAGGUACUUGCGGCCGCAU
Polychytrium aggregatum is the source of this 1924-nucleotide messenger RNA. RefSeq lists its product as uncharacterized. Gene Ontology annotation, cellular component: cytoplasm. The record is from RefSeq and is a predicted model, not a curated record. The transcript is spliced from 5 exons. Lineage: Eukaryota; Fungi; Chytridiomycota; Chytridiomycetes; Polychytriales. Bases 9 to 1547 code for a protein of 512 amino acids.